This is a messenger RNA of Eptesicus fuscus (big brown bat), 1457 nucleotides long. It is a transcript of the gene CNIH1, whose product is annotated as cornichon family AMPA receptor auxiliary protein 1. Gene Ontology annotation, biological process: vesicle-mediated transport. The record is from RefSeq and is a predicted model, not a curated record. The transcript is spliced from 5 exons. Bases 142 to 576 code for a protein of 144 amino acids. Lineage: Eukaryota; Metazoa; Chordata; Mammalia; Chiroptera; Vespertilionidae.
GCGGGUGCCGCGGCGGCGGCGGCAGCGGCGGCGGCGGCGGUCUAGGCUGUGGCCGGGGGAAGUGAAUGGUUUUACCCAGAGGGCCCUGCGCCGCCUUUCUCCGCUGGCACCGCCGCCGCUCCCUGCUCCUCCUCCCCGGCCAUGGCGUUCACGUUCGCGGCCUUCUGCUACAUGCUGGCGCUGCUGCUCACCGCCGCACUCAUCUUCUUCGCCAUCUGGCACAUUAUAGCAUUUGAUGAGCUGAAGACUGAUUACAAGAAUCCUAUAGACCAGUGUAAUACCCUGAAUCCUCUUGUACUUCCAGAGUACCUCAUCCAUGCUUUCUUCUGUGUCAUGUUUCUUUGUGCAGCAGAGUGGCUUACCCUGGGUCUCAAUAUGCCCCUCUUGGCAUAUCAUAUUUGGAGGUAUAUGAGUAGACCAGUGAUGAGUGGACCAGGACUCUAUGACCCUACAACCAUCAUGAAUGCUGAUAUUCUAGCAUACUGUCAGAAAGAAGGAUGGUGCAAAUUAGCUUUUUAUCUUCUAGCCUUUUUUUACUACUUAUACGGCAUGAUCUAUGUCUUGGUGAGCUCUUAGAACAACACACAGAAGAAGUGGUCCAGUUAAAAUGCAUGCAAAAAGCCACCAAACGAAGGGAUUCUAUCCAGCAAGAUCCUGUUUCCAAGAGUAGCCUAUGGAAUCUGAUCAGUUACAUUAAAAAAUGACUCCUUAUUUUUUAAAUGUUUCCACAUUUUUUGCUUGUGGAAAGACUGUUUUAAUAUGUUAUACUCGGAUAAAGAAUUUAAAUGAAUUACGUAUAAAUUAUAGUAAAGUGAUUACCUCUGGUGUUGACAGGUUGGAACUUGCACUCCUUAAGGAACAGCCAUGAUCCCUUGAAUGAUUGCAUUAAUUAUUGUCCUUAGUCCAUUGGAAGCUUUUGUUUAUAGGAACUUGUUUUGGUUUUAAUGAAAUGCCAUCUAAUUACAAAUAGCUGUAGAUGACCAGGUGCUUCUGAUGAACUGAAAACAUAUAUCUGAUCUGUGGGAAACUUCAUGGGUUUCCUCAUCUAUCAUGUAGAUGAUUAUAUAAGGAUACAUUAAAAAAAUAAGAAGAGUGGGAUUUUUCCCCUUUAACUUGAAUAUUAUCCCUGUAUAUUGCAUGAAUGAGAGAUUUCCCAUAUUUCCAUCACAGUAAUAUACUUGCUUUAAUUCUUAAGCAUAAGUGAAUAUGAUAUAAAAACAUAUGCUGAAUUACUUAUGAAGAAUGCAUUUAAAGCUAUUUUAAAUGUGUUUUAAUUUGUAAGACAUUACUUAUUAAGAAAUUGGUUAUUAUACUUACUGUCCUAAUCUGGUGGUAAAGGUAGUCUUAAGAGUUUGCAAGUACUUCAGAUUUACAAAACGGUAUGAAAGAGAAUACUGUAUAACCGCCCUGCUGUUCCUUUAGUGCAAUACAAUAAAAUUCUGAAAUUAAGACUUUCA